Syngnathoides biaculeatus (alligator pipefish) is the source of this 1290-nucleotide messenger RNA. RefSeq names its product C-1-tetrahydrofolate synthase, cytoplasmic-like. Gene Ontology annotation, biological process: tetrahydrofolate interconversion. The record is from RefSeq and is a predicted model, not a curated record. Gene Ontology annotation, cellular component: cytosol. Gene Ontology annotation, molecular function: methylenetetrahydrofolate dehydrogenase (NADP+) activity; methenyltetrahydrofolate cyclohydrolase activity. The coding region runs from base 123 to 1085 and encodes 320 amino acids. NCBI's taxonomy places the organism in Eukaryota, Metazoa, Chordata, Actinopteri, Syngnathiformes, Syngnathidae. The transcript is spliced from 10 exons.
AACUUUCAAACACUCAUGAUAACAUUAAAAAAAGAAGUUCAGUACAUUCAUGUAGAUAUGCUGGAUUUUAUGUAUGCAUGUAGGGUGUAAGGUCAUAACAUGCUGUCAUCAUCCUGUUAGUCAUGUUGACUCUCCUGCGCCACCUGUCGUCCUCUUGUUGCUAUGGAGGGCGCCGCUCCAUAGCAACCGUCAUCUCUGGGAACAAAACUUCCAAGGUGGUGAGGGAGCGGCUGAAGAAGGAGGUGGACAAGAUGAAGGUGUCCAAUGUCGUCCCGAGUCUGAUGGUUUUACAGGUGGGAAACCGAGAGGAUUCGAACUUGUACAUCAGCAGUAAGAUGAAAGCUGCAACUGAGGUGGGCAUCGAGGCGGCGCAUGUGAGGUUGCCCAACACAGUGACACAAGAUGAGGUGCUACGGACCAUCAUGUCGGUCAACGAGGACGUGUCUGUGCACGGCCUCAUUGUGCAACUUCCUCUGGAUUCCGUCCACCACAUGGACGUGGAGAUGGUCACCAACGCUGUCUCUCCGCUCAAAGAUGUAGACGGUCUGAGUUGCAUCAAUGCAGGGAAGUUGUCUCGUGGGGACUUGAACAACUGCUUCCUUCCCUGUACUCCCAAUGGAUGCAUGGAACUCAUCAGACAGACAGGUGUGAGCGUGGCUGGCAAACACGCGGUGGUGAUCGGUCGCAGUAAGAUUGUGGGCGCACCCAUGCACGACUUGCUGCUGUGGAAUCAUGCCACCGUUACCACCUGUCAUUCAAAGACGCGCAACAUGCCCGAAGAGGUGGGUAGGGCUGACAUCCUGGUGGUGGGGGCGGGGCGAGCGGAGAUGGUGCGAGGCGAUUGGCUGAAGGAGGGCUGUAUCGUUAUCGACUGCGGCAUCAAUCACGUGCCAGAUGAAAGCAAGCCAAGUGGCAAGCGCGUGGUCGGCGACGUUCACUACCCCUCGGCCUAUCAGAGAGCUGGAUUCAUUACUCCGGUUCCCGGAGGGGUUGGGCCAAUGACGGUGGCCAUGCUCAUGCAGAACACGGUACUCAGCGCUCAGCGUGUCCUCGCCAACAUGGCGGGCACCGGACGCUCCCUCUGACGCCGCCGGUUUCAGAAAUAAAAGUCUGACCCCCGCCGGGUUUCUUAAAAUCAGCGUAAUCUGUUUGAUGACGAAGAUGAUGGUGGUGGAUGUUGCCGUAGCAAUAGUCAAGCCAAAAGAGGCUUUAUGUUUCCAGUUUCCAGCUUUUACUUUUCUAGGUUCUUUCAUCUUCCAUUUGUAGAUUUAAGCUGUCCACAUGCACUCA